Messenger RNA from Cajanus cajan (pigeon pea), 2254 nucleotides. It is a transcript of the gene MUS81, whose product is annotated as Restriction endonuclease, type II-like superfamily protein. NCBI's taxonomy places the organism in Eukaryota, Viridiplantae, Streptophyta, Magnoliopsida, Fabales, Fabaceae. The record is from RefSeq and is a predicted model, not a curated record. Gene Ontology annotation, cellular component: Holliday junction resolvase complex; nucleus. Gene Ontology annotation, molecular function: DNA binding; 3'-flap endonuclease activity; crossover junction DNA endonuclease activity. Gene Ontology annotation, biological process: resolution of meiotic recombination intermediates; mitotic intra-S DNA damage checkpoint signaling; DNA catabolic process.
CACCUUUCCCGGUGAGAAAGUUUUGAUUUGAAAAGUGAAAUCCCAGAGAAACCUGGCGCGUCAUGCUUCUGCAACUGCAACCGUAACAAACUAACCCGAUCAUCACCGUUCCCAUUCAAACCCUAACUAACAAACCGUGCGAACCCACCGCCACAAACAAAACCCUAACCCGAUGGAGAACCGAACCCAGGUUCGGUGCCCGGAGAACCAAGAGCUGGCCAACUACGUGUGGAACAAGUGGAAGGAAAUGGCGCAGCAACCCAAAGGAAUUUCGGACAACAUGGAAAUGACCCUUUCCAAGGCACACUUCAAUGUCUCUACCUCCAAAACUCCGAUUCGAACCAUCAAAGAUUUUUCUCAAGUCAAGGGUGUGGGGAAAAUGAUAUUGAGGCUCAUGCAGGGAUUUUUUGGGACCGGUUCUGGUGGUUCUGAACCAGAAGACUUGACUAAAAAGGGAAAGAAAACUAAAGGAACCAAAAGGUAUAUGCCUCAGAGGAACUCAGUGGCAUAUGCAUUGUUGAUAACCCUAUACAGGGGAACUUCAAAUGGGAGUGAAUUUAUGCGUAAACAGGAACUUAUUGAUGCUGCUGAAGCUAGUGGGCUAUCUCGAGUGCCAAUUGCGCCAGAAAAAGGGAAAGGAAAACCCGGACAUUUUGGAAGUUCUCCACAGGAUUGGUAUAGUGGAUGGAAUUGCAUGAAGACCUUAAUUGCUAAAGGAUUGGUUGUAAAAUCAAGUUGCCCUGCUAAGUACAUGCUAACUCAAGAAGGUAAGGAAGCUGCAUGUGACUGUCUUGCAAGAUCUGGAAUGGCAGAAUCUCUAGAGAAGUUGGCUUCUGUUGAAAUUCCUUCUUAUACGGAUAACCAAAACUCAUUGGAUGUGGAACUCAAUGGUCAUGACUUGGAAGCAGAGAUGUUGUCACCAUUGACCGAGCAAAAGAAGCCGAUGGAUGUUCCUCUUGAUUGCCUUGAGAGGUUUACUCGAAUGGGUUACUCCAAGGAACACAUUAUUAAUGCCUUCACUGAAGUUUCCAGAAGUCAUCCAAAUAAAGAUGUUUCAUCUUUGUGGCCGGCUGUUUUAUGUCAUCUUCGAGAGGAACAAGUCUAUGGUUCACGGCCAGAAUCUCAAAGGUCUACAGACCUCAUUGGAAAAGAGACCAGAACUUUGACCUCAUCUUGCGGUGGGCAUGUGCCAAACUUUUGCUCUAGUGAUAUUCCUUCAUUUCCCUUGAGAGCUUGCUCAACAGCUGACCAACCCAUGCAAAAUCCUAACAAGGAUGAACUUCUAUCAAAGAUGAAUAUUUUAAAUGUGCCACCAUUGAGCUUGGGUGAGAGAUUUGAGGAUGCUUAUGACAUAAUUUUAAUAUUGGAUGAUCGAGAGCAAUUUGCCACACAAGGAUCAAGAUCCAGGAAAAUUAUUGAGAAUAUCCGCAGCCAAUUCAAAAUCCAAAUAGAGGUUCGACGAUUGCCAGUUGGAGAUGGGAUUUGGAUAGCGCGCCAUAAAGCUUUUGACAGUGAAUAUGUAUUGGAUUUUAUUGUUGAGAGGAAAAAAAUUGAUGAUCUGCGCAGUUCAAUCCGGGAUAACCGCUAUAAGGAUCAAAAAUUAAGACUUCAGAGGUGUGGGCUGAAGAAGCUGAUAUAUCUUGUUGAAGGUGACCCAAAUUCUUCUGAAGCUGCUGAAAGCAUAAAAACUGCUUGUUUUACAACAGAGAUUCUGGAGGGAUUUGAUGUACAAAGAACAAGUGGCUUAGGUGAUACCCUAAGGAAGUAUGGUUAUCUUACCCAAGCAAUUUCUCAAUAUUACAAGUCAGAAAUUUUUGAAGAGAGUGUAAAAUGCUCUGGGAUAUGUCCUCCUUUUGAUGAAUUUAUUAAAAGGUGUCAAGACCUUGAGAAAACGACAGUUAGUGAUGUAUUUGCCAUCCAGCUUAUGCAGGUCCCACAGGUUACGGAGGAGGUUGCCAUGGCUGUGUUGGACAUGUUCCCCACACUUUUCUCUCUUGCCCGUGCUUACUCACUACUCGAUGGCGAUACUUGUGCCCGGGAGGAUAUGCUUCAAAAGCAGAGUAACAAUGUGAUCAAUGCAGUUGCCAGUAGGAACAUUUUUCAGUUCGUUUGGGGCGGCUGACUUGCAUUUUCACUAAAGCAAUGGUAUCACUGAUUUCUGGGACCAUCGAAUUCCACAGCCACGCCAUGAUCAUGGAGUCUUCUUCAUCCCAUGAUUUGAAUUUGGGAUCUGUUUCAUCAGGUGCAUUACCAG